This is a messenger RNA of Epinephelus moara (kelp grouper), 991 nucleotides long. Its product is annotated as collagen alpha-1(XXVIII) chain-like. The transcript has 5 exons. The record is from RefSeq and is a predicted model, not a curated record. Bases 188 to 991 code for a protein of 267 amino acids. Lineage: Eukaryota; Metazoa; Chordata; Actinopteri; Perciformes; Serranidae.
UCACUCUCUGCUCCACAGAAUGACUGACACUGCUGCUGCUGCUGUUUAAUCAAUGAGCUAACUGGAGCUCACUGUGCAAUCCGGUCCUCUGCUGGUCCUGCUACCUUUUUCAAGUCUGCAUUUUGGGCUGCUUUUGAAAUAUUAGAAAUUGCUGCAUAUCUAAAGGAGGUUUGACUCUGGGACGAGGAUGUUCCCCUCCUCUACACUGGUGCUGCUGGUCACAGCGCUGACCAGCAUCUGGGCCCAAGACUUAUAUGAAGAGAGGAAAAGUAACAAGAAAUCUAGGGUCAAACUUCAGGCUGCAAAUAUUCAUGACGGACAAGCCAUCCUAGAUGAGGACUGUAGCUUGGAACUCUCCUUCCUUCUGGACAGCUCCGAGAGCGCCAAGGACAAUCAUGAGCAGGAAAAACAGUUCACCAUGAAUGUGGUGGACAGACUCCAGGGGGCACGGCUGCAGACCGGCCGCAGCUUGAGCUUCAGAGUAGCUCUGUUGCAAUACAGCAGUCAUGUUAUCACAGAGCAAACCUUCAGAGACUGGAAAGGCACAGAGAACUUCAAAACCCGUAUAUCUCCCAUCAUCUACAUCGGGCAUGGCACCUACACCACCUAUGCCAUUACUAACAUGACCAGGAUCUACCUGGAGGAAUCCAGCCCUGGCAGCAUCAAAGUAGCCGUGCUGCUCACUGAUGGUAUUUCCCACCCGAGGAACCCUGACAUUUUCUCUGCUGUUGCUGAUGCUAAGAACCAGGGCAUCAAAUUCUUCUCUUUGGGUAUCACUCGGACGGCCAAAGAGCCAGCCAAUGUAGCCCAGCUCCGCCUACUCGCCAGCUCCCCGGCCUCCCGCUUCCUCCAUAAUUUACAGGAUGAAGACAUUGUUGAAAAAAUCGUCACUGAGAUUACUGGCUUGGCUGAUGAAGGAUGCCCUCUGGCUCAGAGAUGUGCUUGUGAGAAAGGAGAGAGGGGACCAAGCGGGCCUGCGGUGAGUAUUUAG